AUGAGUAACUCUUCUACCAACCACGACAACAGGUCAUAUUCACAUGGACUACAUAAUAUUUCGGUCGAACCGGUCGAACAAUUACCUCGGAGCUUAUCGGAAGCAUACAUAUCCUCGUUCGACCACCAAUAUCAAGUCACUGUCUCACAGCCUCACCUUGGCGAGACGUCCAUCAGUAGUAGUGUCAACGACCAGAUACACGGGCUCGAGUCUCUUCCAUUGCCCGAAAAACCCCCAAGCUUCGACGAAUUCACUGCUGCAAGCGAGGCUUUACAAAGAGGGAUUUUUAAUAAGCUAGAGCGAGAGGUAUGGGAUCGCAUCAAUGGUGACACAAAGACCCGGAUUAAGCGGUGGUUGGGCAAAGGUUUCAAGGAAGGAGAUGAAACCUACAAAGACUUCAUCUCUACCUUGUUGAAGAUCUUGCAGUCUGGAGGCGGACAAUUCCAGUACGGCGAUAAGUCCUUGUUUUGUCGUUGUUGUCCUGGAGAAUAUCUACCAAACAAAGUUAGGCAAUGCGAUCGCAUCCUUAUCAUUGUAGCGGGAAAGAGAAAAGUAGGUGAUGUCGUGGGCUGUCAGCAAUGCCGAGACGCAAGAAAGAGUCUCCGUACGAAGGAGCAGGGGGAACAUCAGAUUUCACAAAACCCAGUCACUAAGGAUGACCCUACGCAUCCCCCACAUUCUAGCUCGAAUAGUCUUAGCGGAAUGAUUACCAUCGGCGACGAUCCGGAGCAACCAUCAUCGUAUCAAAGCUGCACAUUCCCGACAAGUUUCAGCCCAAAGACCUGUAAAGAACCCCGGAAAACACCGCGAGAACCCAAACGAGAGAGAGGCUAUAAAAGUCUAGCAACCAGUGCGCCGAUGCCACUUGGGGGUCAAAACUUCAGCUGGAAGCGUUGCGCAGACCGACACUGCCCGAGAGUACUCAUGUUUCGAAGCCACACCGAUGGAGAGACCCAUCCGCUCGCCGACAGAAGCCUUUCGGCAGCAAAACUUGCCUCGAGUGACUUGACGAAAGUCGAUUUGGAGGCCUUCAAUCUGAUCCAACGAGGGCAGAAUUACAGGCUUGGUAAGGCUCGCUUGUAUGAGCGAAGUUCAUUGCGUAGUAUGAGAAGAGCUGGCGGAUACAUUGAGAACGCAUUUGGGAGGUGGAUCGGAGGAGUUUUCGAUGAUCGAUCGUCAUCGCUGGACAGCUUGAACAACGCGCGCUUGUACCGCCAAGUCGCCUUCUCAUGA
Molecule: messenger RNA, 1233 nt
Organism: Filobasidium floriforme
Lineage: Eukaryota; Fungi; Basidiomycota; Tremellomycetes; Filobasidiales; Filobasidiaceae
Exons: 4
Coding region: 1-1233 (410 amino acids)
Source: RefSeq, a predicted model, not a curated record